Molecule: messenger RNA, 490 nt
Organism: Aspergillus alliaceus
Lineage: Eukaryota; Fungi; Ascomycota; Eurotiomycetes; Eurotiales; Aspergillaceae
Exons: 1
Coding region: 131-382 (83 amino acids)
Source: RefSeq, a predicted model, not a curated record
CGUUGGUUGCGAGAGCUCUCCGAAAGUGGCGAAGAUGGUGAAGUGGACACCAUCUGGAAGCUGUGAAGUCUUCUCUUUCUUUCGUAUUGUUUUUCUAUUCCCCUUCAAGUUGUGACUUGAAACGUGGGGUAUGACGCAUUGGAUUUUCUAUUUACGAUAUAUUGAUGAUCAUAACUGGCGCUCUUAUGAUAUGGACAAGCGCUGGUGUUCGGGAUUAUUGAUCAUCUAUGAUACCCUCUCUUUGUGUUACUUUUUGGUUUUCUUAUCUGUUAACAUUUCGGUAUAUGGAAGCUCCCCUAUUUUCGUUUCUUAUAUUAUGUUCGCUCUAGGGGGGGCUCACGGUCUUGAUUGUUCUCGGCGGGUACUAAUUUUCAAGCAAUGAUCAAUCAUGGGAUUUUAAGGGAUUAUUAUGUGUUUCGGUUUAACAAGCAUGGCGUUCGGUUCGGUUCGGUUUUAUACGCCCGUCAUAUUCUCCUUCUUUGUAUCUAUA